AGUGUAGAACCAAAAGUCUGGCGGAGAGAAAGGUGGAGUGGAGAUUUGAGUGAGCGUUUGUAAUUUUGCGCCGGAGCUCUCCGACCAACCAACACUUCCAAACAAACGCGAAGGACGACGACGGACUUGGUUAUUUGCUCAGUUAGAUGUCCCAUCCGUCGGCCGUGAAAGGGUUGUUCUGAGACCAGGCUGCUGAGAUGACAAGGCAGUGACAGAGUGUGUCCAAGUGUGUCUGUACUGGACCAGUUCCUGUGACAUGGCUGCCGCGAAGAAGAGUUGUGCAAAAACAGGAGGGGUGCGUUUCUCAGAGGAACCCCCUGCUGCCGGCGCCCCAUCACACGUUCAUUUCGAUGAGAAGCUCCACGACUCUGUCGUCAUGGUGACUCCAGAGGAUGACGGCAACUUCAUGGUUAAGGUAGGCUUCCUUAAGACGCAGCACCGGUACGAGAUAGUCUUCACCCUGCCUGAGAUCCCGGCUCUGGGGAAAGAUGUGUGUCCAGCACCGGUACCGAGUCCACACCUCCGAAUCACUGAUAUCACACCGGCGGCAGAGGGAGGUCUGAAGGUAACGUGUGAGUACAUGGCCCUGCAGGAGGGAGUCCUGUGUGAGGAGGUCUUACUGCUGAGCGAGACCAACGAGGACGCCUGUGUCAAAGUUAAGGUUCAUGCCAGAGUCAUGGAUCGUCACCACGGGACGCCCAUGCUCCUGGAGGGAGUGCGCUGCAUCGGCGUGGAGCUGGAGUACGACUCCGAACAGAGCGACUGGCAGGGAUUCGACUAGAUGACACAACGGCCACUAACACCUGUAACACAGACAUAAUACACAGCCAAACCAUCCCACAGCAGCCACACCUGACACACACUCCUACGUGGAAGCAGACGGACACGUACACGGCUCAUUUCCUGACAAAACUUAACAAAGAAACAUGUUCUACUAACACUGGAGUUUGAAGGUCGAAAACUCGAUGAACAGACUACGGCUUUGUGUUUUGAAAUACAAAAUGUACCUUUCAAAUAUCCACUUGGAGUACAUGAUAGAUAGAUAGAUAGAUAGAUAGAUAGAUAGAUAGAUAGAUAGAUAGAUAGAUAGAUAGAUAGAUAGAUAGAUAGAUAGAUAGAUAGAUAGAUAGAUAGAUAGAUAGAUAGAUAGAGGAGUAUAAAAGUGUUAAACUUUUAAAGCAGUGCAAAAACAAAGACAAUAGCACAGUGGCUUGUAAUAAAUAUAAGGACAAUAAGGCCCUCACACGUAUUGUAUCUUAUUUUGGCAUCGAUCCAGCUGAUGUCAUCAUGUCUAUGCCUUUGCUGAUGUCAGCAUAUCAGUUGCCACUAUAUAUGUGCCAAGUUUAU
Sphaeramia orbicularis (orbiculate cardinalfish) is the source of this 1347-nucleotide messenger RNA. It is a transcript of the gene adisspb, whose product is annotated as adipose secreted signaling protein b. The record is from RefSeq and is a predicted model, not a curated record. Bases 257 to 781 code for a protein of 174 amino acids. The transcript is spliced from 6 exons. Lineage: Eukaryota; Metazoa; Chordata; Actinopteri; Kurtiformes; Apogonidae.